Messenger RNA from Amaranthus tricolor (Joseph's coat), 2382 nucleotides. Its product is annotated as protein-tyrosine sulfotransferase. Bases 407 to 1894 code for a protein of 495 amino acids. The transcript is spliced from 13 exons. Gene Ontology annotation, cellular component: membrane. Lineage: Eukaryota; Viridiplantae; Streptophyta; Magnoliopsida; Caryophyllales; Amaranthaceae. Gene Ontology annotation, molecular function: heparan sulfate 6-sulfotransferase activity. The record is from RefSeq and is a predicted model, not a curated record.
GUUGACUAAAAUAUUAAAUUAGUCAACGGAGUUGACAUCCAGAGUGGACUCCAUUCUCAAAUUCCUGCCAUUACUCCAUUCCUUUCCAACCAGGAAGCUUCAUUUCCCUUUUGGUCUCCAUUCCUCUCUCUAUUCUUUCAGUGUAAAACCCAAUUGGCGAUUGGCCCCCACAAUUAUCGGGUACCAAACCAAUUGUUCUUCUUCCGGUCUGGUACUUGCCCCGACACACCUUCACUUUCUCACUAUUUUUUUGCAAGCACAAGAUUCCGGCAUUCCAUACUCUUGUUUACUUGUUUUCCAUUUAUGUAAUUUUGUUUUUCCUUUUAAAUUUAGGGUUCUUUCACUCAGAUCUUUUGCUUCCCCAGUUUGAUCAGUUUGAAAUCAACUGGGUUCUUGCUGGAGUUUGAUGGGGUCAAUUCUAAAAUGGGUUUUUCCGUUAAUGAUUAUUGGAUCAGUGUUUCUGCUGGGGAAUGUUUCUUCAACUAAGGAUGACUACAAGCGCUGUGAACUUGCUGUAAACAAGUGGGCAACUUCUCAACUUAGUCAACCAGUUGAUAAUAAACAUACUCUUCGUGAUCUAUUGUUUUUUCUACAUGUACCAAGAACCGGAGGACGCACCUAUUUUCAUUGUUUCUUGAAAAAGUUGUAUGCGUCUCAUUUGGAAUGUCCUCGUUCUUAUGACAAAUUGCGGUUCAACCCACGAAAAGCACAUUGCAGGUUGUUAGUCACUCAUGAUGAUUAUAGCAUGAUGACCAAGCUUCCCAAGGAAAAAACGUCAGUGGUCACAAUACUAAGAAACCCUGUUGAUCGUGUAUUUAGUACAUACGAAUUCUCAAUUGAGGUAGCUGCUAGGUUUUUGGUGCAUCCUAAUUUAACUUCUGCUACACAAAUGGCUGGGCGUAUACGAAAGAAAAACAAUGUAGUUAGCACACUAGAUAUUUGGCCUUGGAAGUAUUUGGUUCCAUGGAUGAGAGAAGACCUUUUUUCCAGGAGAGAUGCAAGGCUUGGUGACAACCUAAAUCAUGUUGUAGGUGAAAACUCAUACAACAUGCAAGACUAUGCUAUGCCUUUACAUCAAUACAUCAAAGAUCCAAUAGCUUUAGAUAUCGUUCACAAUGGAGCUACUUUUCAGGUUGCUGGGCUUACAAAUAACUCUAAUUUAGCGGAGUCCCAUGAAGUGCGCACUUGCGUUCAGAAGUAUCAUUCCCUGGGUACAUCCGUACUAGAAGUGGCUAAGAGGAGAUUGGAUAACAUGUUGUAUGUUGGACUAACUGAGGACCAUAAAGGAUCUGCAACAACAUUCGCACAUGUAGUUGGUGCUCAGGUCAUUUCUCAGUUAGUAGGGUUAAAUUCUAGCACGGAAUAUCAAGCUAACAAUAUUACAGAAGAAAGCUCGUCGCUUUCGGAGUUUGAAUCUCAAAAAGGUCAACACAAGAGUAUCCCAAAUCCAAUUGUUAAUAAUCCAGGAACGGUUUCACCAGUGUUUGGAAAGACCAAAAAAAGUAUGACUGUCGGAGAACUUAUGAAAGCUUAUGAAGGGUGCAUUACCAAUUUGCGGAAGUCACAGUCGCAGAGACGAAUUAAUUCCCUUAAGAGAAUUUCUCCCGUCAACUAUACAAAAGAGGCACGACACCAGGUACCUCAAUCGGUGAUUGAGCAGAUAAUUUCACUAAAUAGGCUUGAUAUGGAGCUUUACAAGUACGCUCAAAAUAUCUUUGAUAGGCAACAUGCACAAACAGUACAGAAGUUGGAAGGACAAGACAGCAUCCUGAUGAACGCAUUCGGAGAAAAACCUUGUGAAAACAUGUUUUUGAUCAUGGCCAUUGUUUCGGCGGUUCUAGUAGUAUUAUUAUAUGUAAAUGCAAGAAGAAGAAUGUUUAAAGUUAAGGUAUGAUAUAUUAGCGAAACAAGGCAGGUGCCAAAAUGUUUGUAGAGAAAGGAACGACACUGUGCAAUGCGGCAUCUGAUGUUUUCGAGUUAUGCAGCGGGCUUCAAAAAUAUUGAAGGGGCGUUAGCCGGCUAAUGAAAACACCGUAGAUUGGCCCUAAAGUAUGAUCAAUGAUGUAUAUCUAGCCCUUCUCUUCCAACUCUCAGUGAGACGAUUUUCUUGGCUUUUGGGACUUUGAUUUUUGAGGUCGACAUUGAUUUAUUUGCUGCUCAUUUUGCCCGAGUUCGUCGCAGCUGAGACAAAGACGUUUCUUCUUGCGGAAAUCCUUUUCUAAGUCUAAACUGUGAGAUUGAAAUGUGUUGCUUAGACUUGAGCUCCACAUAGAAUGUAACUAGUUAUACAAUAGUUUUGCAAAUUUGCAAAAGGGUAAUUGGGUUAACUAAUUGUAUCAUUUUUCGGAAUUGGUUUUAUUUCGUACAUCUUGGUUCAGCGUA